Cetraspora pellucida is the source of this 681-nucleotide messenger RNA. NCBI's taxonomy places the organism in Eukaryota, Fungi, Glomeromycota, Glomeromycetes, Diversisporales, Gigasporaceae. The record is from the annotation of a GenBank genome assembly.
AUGCAAUUAGCAAAUUUAGCUGCAUUUGUACCUCUAUUUCCUGCAGCCAGAAAGUCUAAAUAUGCAAUAUGUUCAGUAAACCUUACAAGCGAAGGACAUUAUUUUGAUUUUGAUGAAGUGCUUGAAACAUACAGAGUAAAAUUCGUCAAACAAAAUAUAACUAAUAAUAUCACCAUCCAAGAGACCAUGAUGUUGAAGAUUAAAUCACAUAAAGAUUCAUUCUGGUCUCUAGUUGCAAAUCUGUUAUCAACCUUUGAUCAUCCAAAUCCUACAACAUAUUAUUUGUUUGAAGAUGUACCAGAAUUUAGUAAAGAAGGUAUUGAAAAUCUACUUUCUUUCUAUGAAACAGAAAAGUUGUGUUUUCAAGAGAUGCUUGAAGAGGAUGUAUACAAAACUAAGUGCCAGACUUCCAAAUACAAUCAAAUAGACAACUCUAUUCAAGAAUCAAUUGAUCAACAGGAUACAUUAAUAUUGCAGCAAACAUUAUCACUAUCAUCUUCUGCAACCAAUCCUUUUAAAUAUUCAUGCUGCAUCACCACAGAAGCAGAAAAAACAAUCCUUGCACAACUCUUUAAACUUGGAGAUAGUGAUAUAGCAUCUGAAAAUAAAAUUAAGAAGGUAUUAUCUGAACUUCUUACCAUCUCCUCAGAUUGGACAGAAAAAAGAGUUAAGCAGUACUGA